Messenger RNA from Plasmodium adleri (nom. inval.), 1203 nucleotides. Its product is annotated as conserved Plasmodium protein, unknown function. The transcript has a single exon. NCBI's taxonomy places the organism in Eukaryota, Apicomplexa, Aconoidasida, Haemosporida, Plasmodiidae. The record is from RefSeq and is a predicted model, not a curated record. Bases 1 to 1203 code for a protein of 400 amino acids.
AUGAAGCAAAAGAAAAAAAAAUAUACUUCUCAAGAAAUAAAAAAUGAACAAGAAGAAGAAGAGCAAAAUGAAAAGGAAGAAAAUAAAAUUGAAGAAGUUAAAAACAAAGAUGAUGACGAAAUAAUAACAGAUAUAUAUAAAAAUAACAAACAAAAAAUAAACACGCUUCAACAAAAUAACGAUGAUGCAAAGAGAAACUUAAGUAAUUUAUUGAGCUUAUAUAAUUCUAGCGAAGAUGAGGAAGAAGAAAAGGAAAAUUCAAAAAAUAAUCAAGAUGAAGAUAAUAUAUGUGAUGAUAAUAUAUGUGAUGAUAAAAUAUGUGAUGAUAAAAAAUGUGAUGAUAAAAUAUGUGAUGAUAAAAUAUGUGAUGAUAAAAUAUGUGAUGAUAAAAUAUGUGACAAUAAAAUAUGUGACAAUAAAAUAUGUGACAAUAAAAUAUGUGACAAUAAAAUUUGUGACAAUAAAAUAAGUGACAAUAAAAUAAGUGACAAUAAAAUAAGUGAUGAUAAUAAUAUUAAAUGUACAUAUCAAAAUAAUGAAUCAACGUCUAUUAUAAAAAACAAAAAGAAUAUAAAUGAUAAAAAAAUUGAUAGUAAACAAAAUACAUCUAAUAAUUUAUCUCCUAUAAAUAAUAUAAAUAAUGAUAUACAUAAAUAUCCUCAAAAUCAAUACAAUCAUAUAUAUACCAACCAACCUAAUAUUUGUCAUAAUAUGAAUAAUAAUUAUUACUCACAAAAUACAUAUCAAAAUGAGAACUAUUAUUAUCAAUAUUUAAAUUACCCUCAUCCGGCUAAUUUUAAUAUGAUGAUGAAUAGUACAAAUCCGAUACCAUAUAAUAAUAAUAAUAUAUAUAUAAAUAAUAAAUCAAAAAAAAAUAAUUUUAAUAAUUUAGGGUUUUCUAAAAAUAAAGAAAUGAAUAUAGAUAUUAAUAAAAUCCCUGUUAUUGAUCAGAGAGAAAUUUUAAGUGAUUGGAAACCAAAUAUAAUACAAGAAGAAAAAAAAAGUCAAAAAUAUACCAUAAAAACAAAGGUAUAUAAUCCAGUUAAUAAUACUUUUGAUAAAGCAAUAAUUCAUGGAAAAAAUCAAAAAAGAAAACAUCAAAUUAAUUGGCUAGCCAAAGAAGCAGUCGAAAAGGAAUAUGAAAUUUUGCAAAAGACAAACAACAAUAAAAGAAGAACAACAAGUGAAAAAUAUGGAUGGUAA